This is a messenger RNA of Trematosphaeria pertusa, 2720 nucleotides long. RefSeq lists its product as uncharacterized. The coding region runs from base 42 to 2687 and encodes 881 amino acids. The record is from RefSeq and is a predicted model, not a curated record. The transcript has a single exon. NCBI's taxonomy places the organism in Eukaryota, Fungi, Ascomycota, Dothideomycetes, Pleosporales, Trematosphaeriaceae.
CCUCAACCACUUCUUCACAAACUACCGCCAGCACCGCCACAAUGCCCGCAAGCACGCGAUCGAGCAAUAAGGACGCGAAUUUCAAGGUUUACUACUCGAAAAAGGUCCCGAAGCAGAAGUAUUUUCCGCAUAGGAAGAAGACGGUGCGCAGGCCGAGCGCUGAGCAGGACGAGCCGCAAAAGAAGCAGAUGAAGUUUCUGCCUGAGAAGAUGCGGAGAAGUGCAGCUGUGAGGGACUCAGACGAGGAAGAGACAGAUACGGAGAUGAAAGUCGAGGAAGACUUGGAGGACGGAGGAGUUGCUAUUCCGCCUGAACUAGAGCAGAAAGGCAAGCGGACGCCAAAGACGGCGGCGAGGAGGGGAAAGAAGCGGAGCAGCGAUAUGAUGCAAGAGGACUCGGAGGAAGACGACGAGCCUGUUCGACCGACACCGAAGCGCAGAAGAGAAUCCGCUACGACGAAGAAGCGGCGACCUCCGGUGGCAGCAGAACCCGAGUCCGAAGACGAACAAACUGCGUCACCUUCUGAAUCCGAACGAGAGCAAGAUACAAAGCAUAGACUGAGGAGACAGUCUACAAUGACUCAGAUCGUCGGUGGACGAAGGCCUGAACCCGGCUCGAAAGAGCCCCAGUUCAAGCCGGCUAAGAGAAGUCCUCGGACGAGUUGGGGCGGAAAAGGGAGCAGGAAUAAGGGCAAAGACAAACAACAGCGGACGCUCACACAGAUGGUGCCAGGCUUGAUACCACUAGGCAUCGUAUCGGAUGACGAUGCUGAGGAGCUAGGAGAUCCAGACACUGAAGAUGAGGACAACCAAGCAUACAAUGAUGCUAUCGUUAGACGGCUCGCGGAGCAAGGCCUCUUCCAGCCCGGGGAAGGCGAGGGAACAAAUGCGGAAGACUUAUCACAUCUGGUCCAUCUUGGACUCAUACCCAUUGAAGAUGAGGAGGCCAUCGUACAGCACUUGGCCGAGCAUGCGAUACACUCGCCACUAGCAGAUGAGGAUCAUUACGCGGCCACUGGACAUUUCGCAUAUGCUGGGUAUGGCGACGAUAAAGACGGUGACGAGAACGCCAACCACCAGAUGCAAAAUGUCGCCGUACCAACCACAAAGAAGACACGCGCAUCACGGCGCGUGUCUAGUCAGCAGAAACCCGAGCUACCCGCGACCGACGGCGCUGAAUUUGUGGGCCGCAAGCAUGCCAAGUCAAGAUUUGGACUUCUAUCAACUCCUGAAAAACGUCGGAUCUUUGAGAUAGCAUCAUCGCAGUCGCCACCCGAGUCGCCGCUAUCAACUCAGAAUACUCCCCAGAGGCCGGAUCGUGCACCCCUACAAGAGAGAUCAGGAAAUGCGACGAAGGUCACAGGGAUUCCUUCGAAACGUAAACAGGUCACUUUCCAGGAGCCUCACAACGAACAAAAGUCUCCGCCAUCCUUGCGAAAGUUCGCAAGCGUGAUUCGGGACUCCGAAGAUGAAGAGGAAGAUAUCCUAGACGACGAGCAUCCAGACCCAGGACAGGACGUUGGUCGAGAAACACAGGUAUUGAUACGCGGAAUGGAUAACCCCAUGGUCGGCGCUAGCAUAGGCGAAGAGACUCAAGCAAUGCUCCAUUCAAUAGACCAAGCUUGUGCGAAUGCGGAGCAGGACACAGCAUGGACCAAUCGAGAUUCAUCGGAAGAGCUUGGUGAGCCAGGCAUAGAACGAACUGAGGAAUCGCUGGAGCUUGGAGACCAGCAAAUCCCCCAAGAGGUGGGCAUUGAGGCGAAUGGACUAGAGCCUCAGUCUCCACAAUACCAUUCGGCGCAUCCGAGUAUGACACAGGAGCCGUCGAACGAGGUCGACGUGACAGCUCUUCUUAUUCACUCUUCGCCCCCGUCUAGUCAGAAGCCGCAACCGUCGCGCUCUAUAGGCACAGACCGCGAAUCUGCAACCGCGACCUCACGCCCGUCACCUAUCGAACACCCGAACUCGACACCACCUCAAGACUACAUGGAACCGGAAGAUGAGGACUCCGAUGAGCCUAUGUUUAUAGGCGAUGACUCGUCUGACGACGAAGAAGAGCCAGUACCCACUCCACCUCAACAAUCCAUCGCUUCCCUACGCCGCGACUCGGAAGCUGAUCAAGAGCGCCCAAGUGACCAGGAGCAAGCCGUCCAGGUUCCACGCUCGCCUUCCGCAAACCCAGAAACACAGCAGUCCCAUUCUAGCAAAGCGGAACAACAACUCCAAGCAGAGUACCAGACAUACUCGCAAUACCGCUGUGGUCCACUACCCUCAAGCAUGCACGUCGCCCCCGAGACCGGUUUCAGCUACCAAGCAACGCCAUUCCCUCCCCGCGCGCCCACCCAGCUUCAACACUCAGGCCACUUGAGCCAAGCUACAACCGUGGAUCCUACACAACCCUCGCCCAAAACCACGCCCAGCAAAUCUCGCUCGCAGCCGAUCGUCAGCGCAAACACGACACCCCAUAAGAUCCCAAAUUCACAGCCGUUUGUCUCACCGCAUCGUCCACCUCCCCUUUUCAUUCCCUCAAGCUUCCCCAGCCCGAGCAAAGCCGGUGUGGGUGAAUGGAGUAGUCCCGUGCUUGGAAGGAAGGAUAAUGGAUAUAGCCAGUUUGGGGGGAGCGCUAAUAUGGAGGAUUUUAGUAUUCCGGCCCCGCCGCCUGUGGAGGUUGAUGACGAUGAGCUUUAGAUUGGAUAGUCUGUGGUCGCGAAUGAAACGUCC